AUGACGAAGGGACGCGACACGACAGCACAGUGCGCAAACAGCGGUCUUCGUAGUAGCAUACCGACGUGCAAACGAAAGCGGAGGAGCAACGAACGCGCUUCGACUGCGGAUAGAGCAGAUAAGAAACUGAAGAGCUCUCCCAUGUCGUUGUGGCUCUCUGCUAAUACUCAACGCCAACAGCACUCUGACCGGUUGACCACUGCUGUUACUACUACUACUACUACUACCGUUACCCCUGAGCCGAGAGCUGUGCAUUCGUAUCGAAAUCGGACAAAUUUCUUUUUGUCUCCGGGUAAAGUCCAGCCCGUCGUCACGCAAUCGUACAUUGAUGUCGGCCAGCGCAGCUUUGGCAACCACGUGGUCUGUCCCACGUGCAAACUGCUAUACACUGUAGGAGAAGAAGAAGACGAGAAGGAGCACGAGAAGUUUUGCAGACGCUCGCAACACGGUGUUGCUUUCUCCAAGUGGAAAACCGAGCGCGUGUUGAAAUCGUUUCCAGAGACCGGCGCGAGGAUUGUGGAGAUCCGACGAGACGACGCAAGUGCUCAUGUGAAGAAGCUCUUGGAAAUCAAGGCCGUGCUGGAUGAUGCACUGGGGUGUUGUGACAAAGAGACGUUUCUGCAGCGCAGUCAUUUUAUCUACAUCCAAGACCAUCGAGUAGUUGGUUGUGUCAAUACUGAGAGCAUUACAGAAGCAUUUAGGUUGGAUACGAGUACGUCGUCAGUCGUGGCGAAUUCGGACGGGGAGAGCUGCAUAGCUGGACGCGGCGCUCUUACUGCGUCUAUCAUGUCGCAAAAGGCACUUGUCGGUAUUUGCCAGAUUUGGGUGCAUCCGCAGUUCCGAAGGAAGUGCAUUGCGACUCGAAUGGUGGACGUUGUGCGCGAAAAGUCAAUCUAUGGCAUGCACGUUGCCAAACAGCUCAUUGCCUUUGCGCAGCCUACCGAGAACGGUCUGCAGUUUGCAAAGAAGUACGUGGAGCCGUGCGAGAUGCUUAUGUAUUGA
Molecule: messenger RNA, 1002 nt
Organism: Hyaloperonospora brassicae
Lineage: Eukaryota; Oomycota; Peronosporomycetes; Peronosporales; Peronosporaceae
Source: the annotation of a GenBank genome assembly